AUGAAAUACGAGCUUGUGUUCGUACCAGCUCCUGGAAUCAGUCAUCUAAGAUCAUCAGUGGAGAUGGCGAAACUACUAGUCGAUCGAGAAACCCGCCUCUCUAUCACCGUCAUCAUCCUCCCUCUCAUUUUCCGGGGCCAAAACGGAGCCAAUGAUUCCGCUUACGUGGCAGCUCUCUCCGCCGCAUCUAACGACAGACUCCGCUACGAGUUGAUCUCCGAGGAAAGUCAACGACCAACCGCCUGGCCCAAGAAUGACAACCAUAUCGAGAACCAGAAGCCAAAGGUGAGGCUAGCCGUUGCGAAACUCGUCCACGACUACUCGAUGGUACCGGACUCGCCACGGAUCGCUGGCUUUGUCAUGGACAUGUUCUGCGUCUCGAUGAUUGACGUGGCGAACGAGUUUUGCGUUCCGAGUUAUCUAUUUUACACCUCGAACGCUGGGAUUCUCGCACUCAAGCUUCACGCCCAGACGCUGUACGGUGAUGAGGAUAAAUACGGUCUGAACGAAACAGAGUUCGAAGACUCAGAGGCUGAGUUGAUCGUCCCGAGUUUGACUCGUCCUUAUCCGGUGAAGUGUCUUCCUUACUUUUUUGCAUCGAAACAGUUGCGACCGGUGAUCGAAAGGUUCAAAGAGAUUAAGGGUAUUAUGAUAAAUACUGUUGCUGAGCUUGAACCGCAUGCGUUGAAGUAUCUAUCGAGUGGUGAUACUCCUCGUGUUUAUCCGGUGGGACCAAUGUUGCAUCUCGAGAACCAAGUUGACCAUAAGCAAUCAGAGAUUUUAGAAUGGCUUGACGAGCAACCGGCUAAAUCGGUGUUGUUCCUCUGUUUCGGGAGCAUGGGAGGUUUCAACGAGGAACAAGCGAGAGAAAUCGCUGUCGCGCUAGAUCGAAGCGGCCACCGUUUCCUCUGGUCGCUCCGCCGUGCAUGUCCGGAUACAAAAUUUCCCGGAGAAUUCACGAAUCUGGAGGAGAUUCUCCCGGAAGGAUUCUUUGAUCGGACGAAGGAGAGAGGGAAAGUGAUUGGAUGGGCUCCACAAGUGGCCGUGUUGGGGAAACCGGCGAUCGGGGGUUUUGUCACUCAUUGCGGGUGGAAUUCGAUGCUCGAGAGCCUCUGGUUUGGUGUUCCGACUGCGGCAUGGCCGUUAUAUGCGGAGCAGAAAUUCAACGCUUUUGAAAUGGUGGAGGAGCUAGGAUUGGCGGUGGAUAUAAAGAAACAUUGGAGAGGCGAUCUUUUGUCUGGAGUGGCGUCGGAGACGGCGAUGGCAGAGGAGAUAGAGAAAGGGAUCAGAUGUUUGAUGGAGCAGCAUAGCGAGGUGAGGAAAAGAGUGAAGGAGAUGAGCGAGAAGUGCCAUUUGGCUUUGAUGGACGGUGGAUCGUCGCGGAUUGGUUUGCAAAGGUUUAUUCAAGACGUUUUAAAGAAUAUCGAUUCGACGGAUAGGGGAUCGGAGCCUGUACGAUCUUGA
Messenger RNA from Arabis nemorensis, 1464 nucleotides. NCBI's taxonomy places the organism in Eukaryota, Viridiplantae, Streptophyta, Magnoliopsida, Brassicales, Brassicaceae. The record is from the annotation of a GenBank genome assembly.